AGCCUCUUUCGUGAGAGGUAGUUGCUGCGUUCUGUUUUUGUUGUUGUUUGAACUUAUCACCCCUUCACGCGAACUGACGCACAGCUGGCGAGCACGGCAGUAAUGGAGGAUGCAGUUGAGUUUAUCCAGAGUCGCCCGCUGAUCGGGUAUCAGAUGGACGGCUCCCAUCUGAACAACGUCCUGGUCAGCAUGGCACAGCAGCAGCAACAUCUGGUGGACGCGCAAAACCAGCUGAAUGAACGUCUCGGCGACAUCGCAGAGGACGUGCGUGAGAUUCGGGAUCACCAAAAGCAGUUAGAAGGCGUCGUUGGCGAGCUCGGUGGACCGGAGCAGCUGCACAACGUACGGUCGCGCAUCAACGACGUUGAGCGCGCCUUGGAUGGGGCAGCGCGUGAGCUUCAAGAGGUGCGAGGGCUGGCCAGCACCGCCGCGCAGGACGCAGACCAAGCUGGCCGGCUUGCCGACGACGCCAAUCGGGCGGCAGCGGCCCUGCGGGACACCGUCAACAAAUUAGGCACCGACGUGGACGGCGUCGCCCGUCAAGCGGAGGUGGACCGCAAAGGCAUCAGCAAAGCGCUCGGCGAUCUCGACAAGGACCGCGGCGACCUGGAGCAGCAGAUGCGGGAGGCACUGCGCGAUCUGCAGCAGCGUGCGGAGCGCAUCGAGCGGGAGAGCGGGGCAGAGCGGCUGCGACGCAUGCUGGAGGAGCUGAGCGACCGCACCGACGAAAACUUCCGCAGCGUCGAGGAGAGUGCGCGGGCGGUGGAUGCGGAGUUGUCGCGGCUGAACGUGAACCAGUCCACACUGCGUGGAGAGCUGGCGGCGCUGGACGAGCGAGCACGCACUGGAUUGGCCGCGCUGUCGUCGGACACGGACAGUAAGUACCACAUGCUUCUCGACGCGUUCCGAAAGUACGAGGCGGGGUGGUCUGAAUUAGAGGAGCACAUGGUGCGUGCAGGUCAGCUUUUAGCGAACCGCAAGCAGCGCUCACCGGGCCGGACCAGCGCGCAGCGGUGA
This is a messenger RNA of Leptomonas pyrrhocoris, 1017 nucleotides long. RefSeq lists its product as hypothetical. The transcript has a single exon. Bases 103 to 1017 code for a protein of 304 amino acids. Lineage: Eukaryota; Euglenozoa; Kinetoplastea; Trypanosomatida; Trypanosomatidae. The record is from RefSeq and is a predicted model, not a curated record.